Messenger RNA from Belonocnema kinseyi, 1348 nucleotides. RefSeq lists its product as uncharacterized. NCBI's taxonomy places the organism in Eukaryota, Metazoa, Arthropoda, Insecta, Hymenoptera, Cynipidae. The record is from RefSeq and is a predicted model, not a curated record. The coding region runs from base 224 to 808 and encodes 194 amino acids. The transcript has 2 exons.
GUAGUUUGCCUUGAAGCUUGAGAGUCAUGACGGUCAUGACUCGAGAUUAUCUUUGACCAAAACUUGAAAGAGUCAGUAUCUGCUUUCCCGGCAUGGUAAAAAGAACCUUGUUUAUAUAGUUCUUGAUAGCUAUAUUUUUUAAUUUUCAAGACUAAAAGAAAUUGUUGGUCAAAGUUUAUAAUUUGAAAUAAAAGGGAAGGCGAAAUUCUCAGGAAGGUUGAAAAUGAGAUGGAUAUUUCAAACUUUUGUCUCGGCUGCGAUUUUUUGGCAAAUCUGGAGUCAAGAUAUUGUAUUUCCGACUGAUGAAGAAACGCCGCACGUAAGCGGAAAUAUUGGAAAUCCUGGUGUCGAAAGAUUAACGGAACGAAUUCCAGUAGAAAGUCCAGGACAGUGUCCAGAAAAUAUGCUGCUUUACCAUGGAAGUGGAAACACCAGCAACUGGAUAUGUGACUGCAAGGCAAAAUUUGUCUACUUUCCUGAAAAUAAUACUUGCUACGAGGCCUAUAAACGAGGACCUUGUUUGCCGGGUCAUAUUGUAAUUCUUCCACCUGGAGAAGUGAUUCCAAAGUGUACCGAAAAUCCAUGUCUUGAAGAGAACCAUGUACUUUUUAAGGGAAGUUGUGUUAAACUCAACGCCAUUGGAGGAAAAUGUGGACCGAAAGAAAUUCUUGCAGUCAACGAAACUACCUUUCAAGUCGAGUGCUCUUCAACAGACGUUGAUCCUUUUCUCAUUAUCAAUGCACCCCAGAAACCUUGUCCCGCAGGAAGCCGUCGAAAUUCUCUUGGAGUUUGCAAGUGUACACUUUAACAUUUUAGAACUUAAAUCGAACCAUACGUGAAUCAAUACCUUUUUUUUUAAUUAAAGGAAAAAGACUCAUACAUUAUGAUUAAAAUCUAGAUCGGAUUUUAAAAAAUAAGAUACUUUAAGGAAAGAUUAUAAAGGGCAGCGAUUGUUUUAAGAAUUUAAUUAUAAUAUUGUCCUUUAUUAAGUCGUUGAUUUAAGAAAAAUAUUUUUUAAAAUGAGAGGCUCUGCAUAAAUUAGGUGAAAUAUUUUUUCGGGGACUGUAAAAAAAGCGGCUAAACUCGGGGAGGGGCGGUGGUUUUUUGCAGUUUUCCUCUUCCUUGGUCAAACUUUCAGGCAAAUGCGAGUACUUCUAAUCCUGCCUAACAAGAAAAUAAUAAUAAUUAUUGUAUUGAGAAAAAUGUUACGAAGAUUUUUUAAACUUGGAAAUCAAAAAUACAUGAAUAUAACUUCAUCGCGGUUUAAAAUGUCGUUUUAUUAAAAGUUCGUCCUGUUGGCUUGAAAAUUCCGCAAUAUGAAAUGAAUUUUUUUUCUAUUUUGACUAAG